UCUGCCAGAUCGAUCGACAGCAGCUGCAAACUUUUUAUUGUUCUACUUUUUGCAUGAAAAAAACUCACUUUACGAUCUAAAGGGAACGUUUUCAUAAGUAUGUCUGUGGCAUUUUCCUCAGAGAGGCGAUCGAAUCCAACCACACAAUCUGUACAAGCGCUACUUGACGAGAAUGCACAACUCAUACAGGCAAUUGUGGAUUAUCAAAACAAAGGGAAAGCAUAUGAAUCAACUCAGUAUCAACAGUUGUUACAUCGCAACCUCGUCUACUUGGCUACUCUUGCUGACUCAAAUCAACCAAGUCAGGGCUCACAGGGCUCUUCACAAGGCGGAGGCAUGCCAAAACCACCAAGUUCAGUAACACCACCAUCGGCACAUCCCCAAGGCCCACCGAUGAUGGGGGGAGAUAUGGGGUCCUCGUCACUACCCCCGAACAUUCAAUCAUCAAGCAGUGAUCUAAUGAGCAAUGCUGGUCAGACAUACCCUGGAAUGGUUGCGCCUGGGUCAGUUUCGGGUACCUACAGACCACCUGCUACCCAAUCGCCACCACAACUACCCCCACAGUUACAACACCCACCUUCCUCUCAACAAAAUGUAAACAUGGGUUACCCAUCGCCUAGCAACCAACAAAUAAUGACAGGUGGCCCACCUGGUAUGAGUGGGCCUAUGCCGAACAUGCCUCAGCAGUCCCCCAUGGCACGGCAUCCAGGUCAAAUGUCACAGCAACGCAUGAUGACGCAGGGCCAACAAAGUCAGCAGCAGUACUUAAUGCAACAAAGACAGAUGCAGUAUCAGCAAGCGACCUCACAACAGACUCCACCCCCACAACAGCCAAUUUCAUCAGCCAGUCAAGCCAACUACGGCCAACCCCCGACCACCAACAACAUGAUGCAAGGAUAUCAACACCAGCAACAAAGAUAUAACCCUUACCGACCACCACCGCAGCAGCAGACACUAUCACACAUGCCGUACCCACAACAAGGACAGAUGAUGAUGGGACAGUCACAGAUGGGACGAGGGCAGGUGCCCAUGGGACAGACACCUAUGGGUCCUGCGAUGGGACAGACACCCAUGCAGUCCCCUAUGGCACAUUCACCAAUGGUACAAUCACCCAUGGGUCAACCUCCUGUGUAAAGGAGUCUUAUUCUUGUCAGAGAACAACGUAGUAAACUUUAAUUUAUAUCCAACAUUUAUACUUUACCAAUGUGAGUAAUAGAACUUAUUAUACACUCAACAAAAUUACUUGAUUCUGAUUGGACCGUCGAGAGGAGUACAAUUAAAUCCCAAAUUGUACUCUGUUGAGUCCCAAUUAGGCUGACCAACUUUGUCGAGUGUAUCAUUAACAAAAAAUCGCACAAUGCUCUCAUACAAUUUCAAUUUAUUGAUACACUUGAUAUUUUGGAAGUUCUCAAAUUGGACGCGCCUAAGGGUACAUCCAAUUUUGAAAACUCUCAAAACAUCACUCGUACCUAUAAAUUCUGAAUUGUACUCAAAAUUGUGGGAUUUCCUAUACUUUCUAAGGUUGGCUCAAAUACUUAUUUUAUUUUACAAAGCCACCUAGACUACAUAGAAUAUAGAUUGAUAUAUUUAUAAGACGUCAGAACAAUAAGCAUUAAUUAACAUGUAAAGGUAUAUAUAUGUGCCACUGCCAAUCAAUAUGGUGAAGUAGGGACAGAUCCAGGGGUGGUAAUAUAGGUGACUAGUCAUCCCCCUUUUGCUCAAAUUUCUCAGUAUAUUGUUAGUAACAGUCACCCCCCUUUUUUCUCGAAUUCCUGGUAAAACCUUUCUAAUAGUCAUCCCCUUUCUAAAAUACCUGGAUCUGCCCCUGGUGAAGAGGUGAAGCAGUUUAAAGUGCUAUUUGGAAUAACAUUAUUUUUUAGAUUCGUUUUGAUAGUCAGGAAAACCAAUUAAGCAUUCCAAGGUAGAAUGACAUCUGGGUUGAGUUGGCAUUGCAGUGCAUCAUGGGAAUGUUUUGGGGGACAAAUAGAUGCCAUCUUUGAAAUAUGUACUGCAGUGCCAACUCAACCUUCUAAAGCAAAGGUUGGGUAGAUUUGGGAUUUUUAGGGGGAAGUAGAAACGUAACUAUUUUUAGCUGGAAAUGAAUUUUAAGGAAAGUGUGGUAGUGCCUUAAUAAUGUGGGAACAUAGGUGUUAUCCUGGGGGGGAGGGGGUACUCUGCCAGAAUUUGGGUAGGGGUGUUCAGCUGGUAUUCUGAAAGGGGUACCCCUGUUUAUGACAAAAAAACUCAAAUUUG
Molecule: messenger RNA, 2253 nt
Organism: Actinia tenebrosa (Australian red waratah sea anemone)
Lineage: Eukaryota; Metazoa; Cnidaria; Anthozoa; Actiniaria; Actiniidae
Biological process (GO): positive regulation of transcription by RNA polymerase II
Cellular component (GO): nucleus
Molecular function (GO): transcription coactivator activity
Source: RefSeq, a predicted model, not a curated record